AUGGAAGCCGAAGCUCAAGAAUCGAGCCCCCAAAACGACGCCGUCAUCACCUCCUUCUACGAGAUCACCUCCGCCUCCAAACAAGAAGCCCUCUUCUUCCUCGAAUUCCACAAUUACGACCUCGACGCCGCCGUUUCCACUUUCUUGGACAACGAAAACGCCGCCGCUGACGCCGCCGCCGCCGUCACCGUCACCAACCCGGUCCAGCUAAACUCAACCACGACGACAUCGCCAAUGCUAUUAAGAGUCUCACCAGUCACAGAUACGUUGACUCUUAGGAGACGGGGGAAUGGAAUGAGAUUGACAGCCAACUUUUUCAACACUGAGCUUCCUGGAUUGUGGAGGAAUACCCUGACAGCUUGGGGUAAUGAGAAGGAAUUUGUUGAGGAUGCUGCAAAGGAGUAUGAUGAGAGUACUAUUAAUUGUGCUUCAGAACUCGGGCUGCUGGAGCAAAAUGCCAAAGAGAAGUUGCUCUUUGUUCAGUUGCCUCCUACUCUACCAUUGGUCAAGCGACCUACUAGUGCAAAGGGGAAAGAGAAAGUCGGAAGCUCAGCACCAUCAGAGAAGGUAGGUGCUGCAAGGAAGGGCGGUAGUUUGGAAGAGUUAUCUGAGGGGUAUAUGGGGAAGAUGCUGGUUUACAAGAGUGGAGCAGUCAAGUUCAAGCUAGGAGAUGCACUGUAUGAUGUUUCACCCGGUUCAGAUUGUAUAUUUUCUCAAGAUGUUGCUGCAAUCAACACUGCAGCGAGAAAGUGUUGUGUUCUUGGAGAGCUUGGCCAGCGAGUUGUUAUAACUCCUGAUGUGGAUUCCCUACUAGAUGCAACGAUUGAGUUGGACUAAACGCAGCGAUAUUAUCUCAUUCACAUAGUGAGGCUUAGCUAGUGGGAGAUAGUGCACAUGAGAAACAUGGUAUUGGUAGCGAUAUGUAAAGGCAUAUAUGUUCAUAGAGUCGCAAACACUGUGCUACUGUGCUGAGUGAGAUGUAAAGAGUCAUAACCUGUAGUGUAGAUUAAGACUUAGUAGGUAAUAUCUGAUCUAAUAUGCUCUUUACCCAACUGUUCUGGGAACA
Rosa chinensis is the source of this 1066-nucleotide messenger RNA. RefSeq lists its product as uncharacterized. The transcript is spliced from 5 exons. NCBI's taxonomy places the organism in Eukaryota, Viridiplantae, Streptophyta, Magnoliopsida, Rosales, Rosaceae. The record is from RefSeq and is a predicted model, not a curated record. Gene Ontology annotation, molecular function: protein binding; DNA binding. Gene Ontology annotation, biological process: transcription by RNA polymerase III. Gene Ontology annotation, cellular component: RNA polymerase III complex. The coding region runs from base 1 to 837 and encodes 278 amino acids.